Molecule: messenger RNA, 1323 nt
Organism: Magnolia sinica
Lineage: Eukaryota; Viridiplantae; Streptophyta; Magnoliopsida; Magnoliales; Magnoliaceae
Product: large ribosomal subunit protein uL10
Exons: 4
Coding region: 216-1184 (322 amino acids)
Biological process (GO): ribosome biogenesis; cytoplasmic translation; ribosomal large subunit assembly
Cellular component (GO): cytosolic large ribosomal subunit
Molecular function (GO): structural constituent of ribosome; large ribosomal subunit rRNA binding
Source: RefSeq, a predicted model, not a curated record
GUUAGGGUUUUACCUUCUCCACAAAGGAAGAGACCAUACACAUCUGAGGUUAAAGAGACAGCAGCCGCAGCUGUCCGCCUUGACCGAGCGCCCUGCUUCGUCUUGGCCCUCUCAGUUUUACGAUUUUCUCCCAUUUCUACGAUUUUCUCCUAUUUCUAGGGUUAGGGUUAGGGUUUUUCUUUCGAAUUUCAUCAGAGUAAGAGAGAGAGGUAGAGAUGGCGGUGAAGGCCAAGGCAUCGAAAAUGAACAAGAAGGAAUUGUACAAUGUGAAGCUCUGCCAGCUCUUGGAUCAGUACAGUCAGGUACUGAUCGUCGCGUCCGACAACGUGGGGUCCAAUCAGCUCCAGAACAUCAGAAAGGGUUUACGUGGUGAUUCAAUCGUUUUGAUGGGGAAGAACACGAUGAUGAAGCGGUCCAUCAAGUUGCAUUCCGAUAAGACCGGGAACAAGGCCUAUCUUAAUCUCCUACCGUUGCUCGUGGGCAACGUGGGGCUGAUUUUCACAAAGGGUGAUUUGAAGGAAGUAAGCGAAGAGGUUGCUAAAUACAAGGUUGGAGCUCCUGCGCGUGUUGGACUUGUAGCUCCUAUCGAUGUCAUUGUUCCACCUGGCAACACAGGGUUGGACCCAUCUCAGACUUCGUUCUUCCAGGUGCUCAACAUCCCUACCAAAAUUAACAAGGGUACUGUUGAAAUCAUCACCCCUGUCGAGCUGAUCAGAAAGGGGGAAAAGGUGGGAUCUUCUGAGGCUGCCUUGCUUGCAAAGCUUGGGAUUAGGCCCUUCUCGUAUGGCCUUGUCGUCUUGUCUGUGUAUGACAAUGGCUCUGUUUUUAGCCCAGAAGUGCUGGACCUCACAGAGGACGAUCUGAUUGAGAAGUUUGCGAUUGGUGUUUCCAUGGUGACAGCAUUGUCUCUGGCCAUUUCUUACCCGACUUUGGCAUCCGCCCCCCACAUGUUUGCAAAUGCCUACAAGAAUGCUCUCGCCAUUGCACUGGCAACUGAGUAUUCAUUCCCGCAGGCAGAGAAAGUGAAGGAAUAUUUGAAGGAUCCAAGCAAGUUUGCUGUUGCUGCACCAGUUUCUGCUGGAGAAGCUGCUGCUCCAGCUGCAGCUUGUGCUGCAGAAGAAGAGAAGAAAGAAGAGCCGGCAGAGGAAUCAGAUGAUGAUAUGGGCUUCAGUCUCUUUGACUAAGUGCCUUAUUAGAUUUUGAGGUUGCAAUGCUUGAGUUCUAUUUUGAUACAUUUUAGUUCACUUUCGGUUUCUAAUAGUUUUAUGGGUUGGAUUGCAAUUUCAUUAUUAGUUAUAUUUUGCUGAACAUGUGCUUUUUUUU